AUGGGGCUGCGGCCGGGGGGGAUCCCGGGGGGGCUCCCGGCUUUGGGGGUCCCGGGGGGGCGCCCGGGGGUCGCGGCGGGUUUGGGGGGGUCCCGGCUUUGGGGCUCCCGGGUUCGGGGGUCCCCGGCGCUGCUGCCGCUGCUGCUGCUGCUGCUGCCCGCGGGAGCCGCCCCCAAAUACGUGCGGGGCCGCAUCAGCACCAAGGAGGACUGGGUGUUCCUGACCCGUUUCUGUUUCCUGUCCGAUUUCGGCCGCCUGGAUUUCCACUUCCGCUACCCCGAGGCCAAGUGCUGCCAGAACAUUCUGCUCUACUUCGACGACCCGUCCCAAUGGCCCGCGGUCUACAGGAGGGGGGGCAAGGACUGCCUGGCCAAGGAGUCGGUGAUCCGGCCCGAGAACAACCAGGUGAUCAACCUGACCACCCAGUACGCCUGGUCCGGCUGCCAGGUGCUGCCGGGGGUCUCGGGGAGGGUCCUGAGCUGCUCCAGCGGCCGCAGCUUCCGCUCGGUGCGGGAGCGCUGGUGGUACGUGGCGCUCAGCAAGUGCGGGGGCGGCGGGCUGGAGCUGGAGUACGAGAUGGUUCUGACCAACGGGAUCCUGGAGACCGACAUCACCUUCCUCCUCAUCUUCACCCUCAUCUUCCUCCUCUCCUGCUACUGCGGCUUUCUGAGCCUCCUCCUGAGCUGCGUCUAUUGGGGCCAGUACGGCUGUGACGGGGUGGGGCACGGCGCCCUCAAACUGCUGGGGAAGCUCCUGUUCUCCAUCAGCUUCCUCAUCUUCCUCCUGAUGCUGAUCCUGCUGGGCAAGGGCUUCUCCGUCACCAGGGGCCGCAUCAGCCCGGGGGGCUCCGUCCGUCUGUCCGUCUACAUGACCCUGUACAGCAUCGCCCACAUCGCCCUGCUCACCUACGAGGCGCAGUUUUUUGACCCGGGCCAGGUGCUGUACACGUACGAGUCCCCGGCCGGGUACGGGCUGAUCGCGCUGCAGUUCGGCGCCUUCGCCUGGUUCUGCGCCGCCGUGGGCGCCACGCUGAGCGCCGUGCCCGAGCGCCGCCACUUCUACCUGCCCUUCCUGGGCGCCUACACCUUCUGGUUUUUGGCCGUGCCGGUUUCGGCUCUCGUGGCCAAUUUUGGGAUCCCCAAAUGGGCUCGGGAGAAAAUCGUGAACGGGAUCCAGCUGGGGACGCACCUGUACGCCCACGGCGUCUUCCUGGUGCUGACGCGUCCCUCGGCAGCCAAUAAGAAUUUCCCGUUCCACGUGCGCACCUCGCAGAUUGGCUCCGCCCCGGGAGGGGGCGUGGCCUCCGGGACCCCGCCCCGGUUCCCGCGCCCCUCCCCCACGGGGGGCUACGGGAACGUCACGUUCAUCAGCGACAGCGUCCCCAACUUCACCGAGCUCUUCUCCAUCCCCCCCCCGCAGGGAAAAGCGAGCGUGCGGCCGCAGGUGGAGGAGACCCCGGCGGGGGGAGGGGCGGGGGGAGGGGUCUGGGCCCCUCCCCCAGCCAAGGCGCCCCUCCCCCACGGGGGGGGCCCCGAAUAUUUCAGCGUCCACUCGGGGGGGGGGCGGCUCCUGUGAGCCCAAAAUGCGCCCCAAAAGGGGACCCGGGGACCCCAACAUUGGCCAAAUUCUGCCCCAAAAUCUGCCCCAAAAUCUGCCUGAAAUGGGACCCGCGGGACCCCAACAUUGGCCAAAUUCUGCCCCAAAUUCUGCCCCAAAAUCUGCCCCAAAUUCUGCCCCAAAUUCUGCCCCAAAUUCACCCCAAAUUCUGCCCCAAAUUCUGCCCCAGAUUUUGCCAAAUUCACCCCAAAUCCCGGCCCCAAAAGGGGACCCGGGGGACCCCAACAUUGGCCAAA
Camarhynchus parvulus is the source of this 1853-nucleotide messenger RNA. RefSeq names its product transmembrane protein 145 (gene TMEM145). Gene Ontology annotation, biological process: response to pheromone; G protein-coupled receptor signaling pathway. The record is from RefSeq and is a predicted model, not a curated record. The coding region runs from base 1 to 1575 and encodes 524 amino acids. The transcript has 14 exons. Lineage: Eukaryota; Metazoa; Chordata; Aves; Passeriformes; Thraupidae.